This is a messenger RNA of Durio zibethinus, 957 nucleotides long. RefSeq names its product calcium-dependent protein kinase 5-like. The record is from RefSeq and is a predicted model, not a curated record. Gene Ontology annotation, molecular function: protein kinase activity; ATP binding. Gene Ontology annotation, biological process: protein phosphorylation. NCBI's taxonomy places the organism in Eukaryota, Viridiplantae, Streptophyta, Magnoliopsida, Malvales, Malvaceae.
AUGGGAAACGAAUGCAUUCGAUCUCUUGGAUCAGUAUUUCAUCAGAACUACAAUCUCCAAAAGGACAAAUCUUCGCGUUCCAAACUCAACAACCCUGUCAUAAGUUAUAACAUUGACAACCUAAGUAUUUUAGGCCAUAAAACUCCUAAUAUUCGUGACCUUUACAAGUUCGGGCAGAAGUUAGGACAAGGACAAUUUGGAACUACUUUUGUUUGUACUGAGAUUGCAUCGGGGAUCAAAUAUGCAUGUAAAUCUAUACUGAAAGAGAAGCUGAUUUCCAAGCAAGCUGUGGAGGAUGUUAGAAGGGAGGCCCAGAUAAUGCAGCACUUGGCUGGUCAGAAAAAUAUUGUGAAGAUCAAAGGUGCCUACGAGGAUCAUUUGUAUGUGCAUAUUGUGAUGGAGCUGUGUUAUGGAGGUGACUUGUUUGAUCGAAUCAAAAAGAGGGGGCAUUGUUACAGUGAAAGAGAGGCAGCUAAAUUGAUAAAGAUUAUUGUUGGGGUGGUUGAGGUUUGUCAUUCACUUGGGGUUGUGCAUAGAGAUCUAAAGCCAGAGAAUUUCAUGUUGGUUAACAAAGAUGAUGAUUUCUCUCUCAAAGCCAUUGAUUUUGGAUGCUCUAUCUUCUUUGAAUCAGGCCAAGUUUUUACUGACAGGGUUGGAAGCCCAUAUUAUGUGGCUCCUGAGGUAAUCAACAAACAUUAUGGACCAGAAGCAGAUGUAUGGUCUGCAGGGGUUAUACUCUACAUAUUGCUAAGUGGUGUGCCACCAUUUAUUGCUGAAACAACGCAAGCACAAUUUGAGGCAACGUUAAAAGGGCACAUUGACUUCGAAUCGGAGCCAUGGCCUCAGAUAUCUGACAGUGCAAAGGACUUAAUCCGAAAAAUGUUAUGCCUUCGACCUUCAGAACGCUUGACUGCUGGAGCCGUUUUAAACCAUCCUUGGAUUUGCCAAAACAUAUGA